Molecule: messenger RNA, 2719 nt
Organism: Patella vulgata (common limpet)
Lineage: Eukaryota; Metazoa; Mollusca; Gastropoda; Patellidae
Exons: 11
Coding region: 801-2672 (623 amino acids)
Source: RefSeq, a predicted model, not a curated record
AUUCCGGUGAAAAUUUACCCAGUGGAAUAUAUGACACUGAUACAGAAAGGACAUGGUUUGAAGUUGGUGAAAAUACCGAAACUAUAAUUACUUUACCUACAGCUAAAGUUUUAGAUAAGUCUGUGCCAUAUAGUGUAUUUGUGAGGGUAUGGUAUAAUGCAAAUCAAUAUGCGAUAUUUAAGUCUCCUGGUAUUACACCACUGACGUCUGCUCCUAGUGUCAGUCACAUAGCAGGUGCUGCUAUAAAAGAAUUAGAAACUAUAUUAAGUGUUAACGAUAUAGAUUACCAAACAUCCAGCAAUCAGAUUAUUGUUGGUUGGAAGAAUAAAUUUAGAGGAGGAAUUCGUGGAUUAGAUUAUGUUAAGCCUUAUAUAAGCACUCAUCCACAAGGCCACAACGUUCAUCAGUCAUCUACAAGAGUACCUGGAAAUACUAGUGUAUAUACAGCUACUAAUCUAAAUCUACAAGAGAAUAGAGAAUAUUAUAGUACUGUACUUGCUUAUAAUAAAGCAGGAUUAUUGAGCUGGGCCAAUAGUGAUGGAAUAUUAAUAGACAAUACAACUCCCACUUCUGGUAUUAUACAUGAUGGUAAUGAUAUCUAUGAUAAAGAUUACCAAUACUCUACAACAGUUAUAUCAUCAUCAUGGUAUGGUUUUACUGAUAGUGGUACUGGUAUAGUUAAAUAUUACUGGUGUAUUGGUACUGGUAUUAGUACUACAGAUUGUAAUAUACACGACUGGAGGAAUGUAGGAUUGAAUACUAGAGUGUCUGUAAACCUAACCUCACCUUUAAAUCAUGGUAUGAAAAUUUAUAAUAAAGUGUAUGCUGUAGAUGGAAGUGGGUUGAAAUCUGAUGUAGCAGUGUCUGAUGGUAUUACAAUUGAUACCACGCCCCCAGUACCGGUUGAUAUAGAUUAUAUUGGAGAAAAUCGCAUCGCCAAUCCAUCAUUUGAAGAAGGCGCGGAGGAAUCAAAUAAGGAAUGUGAUGACCAACCACCAGCUCGUUGGUAUUUUGACUCCACCUCGUGUAUUAAAAUUAUCCAAUCACAACCUUCCGUUUCAAAAGAAGGCGGAACCUAUAUUAAAGUGAAAGGUCAUAUUCAACAAACAGUUUUUGAUUUAAACAACCAAAGUGCUUACCAUGUUAUAGUACAUGUUGGAUAUCCACAUGAUGUUAGCAUUCAGCAUCACAACGUCGAAGGUUUCGUGCAAUUCGGACAAGAAACUCACACUUUCAGCCUUGACCCAGAACGAUGCCAGGGAAUAUGUGACAUCGACCAACAACCAUUAAUAUUAUGGAAUAAAUUUACUUAUGUAUUCCAUCCAAGAGAAGCAAGAGAAGUGAUAAGAAUUGGUACAAGUAAAUUACAUAUGAUAUUAGCUGUAGAUGAUGUAUAUGUACAACAAGUUAAUUAUAUAGAUAUAACAAGUGAUUCUAAUCAUUUAAUACAUCAUACAGUAUUUAGACCUUAUUGGUCAUCUCUUCAUCUUACCUGGCAUUUUAAAGAUGAUCAAAGUCAUAUUACAGAUUAUCAAUGGGCACUAGGAACCGUGCAAGGUGGAACCCAGAUUCGGUCGUUCACAAGUGUUGGUAGAAAUCAGCAAGCUACUGCAUCCGGUCUAAAAUUAGCCCAUAAUACACUACUAUACCUGACCGUGAUGUCAACCAAUGGGGCCGGACUGACAACUGUCAGCCAGUCAGAGAGUAUUGUUGUGGAUAUGACUCCGUCAAUAAUAUCAGAGAUAAACGAUGGUAUAGAGAAUGAUGUAAAUUUCCAGCUAACCAAACUUAUAUCAGUUAAUUGGAAAGUAGGAGAUCCAGAAUCAGGAGUAGAAUAUUGUCAAUGGGCUAUAGGUUCAACGCACGACAGUGUUGAUAUACAGCCAUUUACUCCUAUACCAGAUAAACAAUCAUUUGUUCAAGUUGAACUCAGUGUUGAUCAAAUACAGAACUCUAAACAAGUUUAUUCUACUGUAAGAUGUUAUAAUAAGGCUGGAUUGCCAACUACAGCUACUACUGAUGGCGUUCUGGUUAUAAUCAAAAUGGCUGCCAUAGCAGACUGUCAGAUCGCCAUUCAUGAAGAUGGAGUAUCUGCAUAUCCGGUGAAGGAUGAUUGUUAUCCAUUGACUGAUAGUUUACGAUUAAAAUGGGAUUUAGAAAAUACCAGAAUUGAUACCAAGUCGAUACAGGUAUCGGUGUAUGGUCCAGGUUAUAAUUUAGAUAAAGAAGUUCGAGUUACAGAGAUUGUUUAUAACCAAGCUAAAUUAAGAAGUUUCUCACUACAACCUAAUUCUAACUAUAAUGUUAGUGUUUCUACUAUUAAUGUAUUAGGAAGACAAGACAAUUCUAUAUCAACAGUAAUAUCAUCUGUAGCACUACCUCCUAUUUUACAAGCGGGUUCAAAAUUACUAAUUUCCAGAUCAUUUGAUGGUAAAUCAAUAGAAAUGUCAUGGAGAGAUUUAUUUACGUCCCCAUGGAAGAACCUGUAUUAUGAAGUCAGUUUAGGAACUUCGCCGGGAGGAUCGGAUGUUAUGCAAUGGCAAGAGACAAAAGUUGCUUCCCUUACCAUCGAGAUGCCUGAUAUAUCAAAAUUACCAAAAUUAUAUUUAACAAUAACAGCUGUGGACCCUUGUGGUCUUUUCCUACAUUAUAAUCAUACCAUUGUACUUUAACGGAUUAAAAUUAUUAUUUUUAGAAAAUAUAUCUAUUGCAAAUUGUU